UCCUGGAUCUCUUUACAGGUUGGCAUUGUGGGAAGAACAGGAGCUGGAAAAAGUUCUCUCGUCUCGGCCCUUUUCAGAUUGUCGGAACCCAAUGGUAUAAUUCGGAUUGAUGGGAUCUGGACACACAACAUUGGACUUCACGAUUUAAGGAAGAAAAUGACAGUCGUACCUCAGGAACCUGUUUUAUUCACUGGAACAAUGAGGAAAAAUCUGGAUCCCUUUCGUGAUCAUACAGAUGAGGAACUGUGGAAUGCCUUAGACGAGGUUCAGCUUAAAGAAGCCAUUGAAGGUCUCCCUGGGAAACUGAAUACUGAAUUAGCAGAAUCUGGAUCGAACUUGAGUGCUGGACAGAGACAACUGGUGUCCUUUGCCAGGGCUAUUCUCAGGAAAAAUCAGAUAUUGAUUAUUGACAAAGCCACAUCCAAUGUAGAUCCAAGAACCGAUGAGGUAAUUAAGAAGAAAGUCCGUGAGAAAUUUGCCCAGUGCACUGUGUUAACCAUCACAAACAGGUUGAGCACCGUUAUUGACAGCGAACAGGUGAUGGUUUUGGAUUCAGGAAGACAAAUAGAAUACAGUUCGCCAUAUAAGUUGUUGCAAAAUAAGAACAGCCUAUUUUACAAGAUGGUGCAACACCUGGGGGAGGCCGAGGCCACUGCCCUCACUGAGACAGCAACACAGGUGCACAUGUGAAGGAAAUAGCCAGAAAUCACUCACAACGGCCACGUGGUUCUGAACGUUUCCAGUGGACGGGCCUCUGCCUGAACGGUUUGGGGGCAGCACUGUGAUCCUGCCGUGAGGUCAAGUCUACUGCAGAGGCAUUUCUCCAAGUUUUUGCACUGCAUAAACUGUAUUGUGCUGUUUUUAUACCAGCAACGAAUAUUUAUUCAUACAGGAUGUUAGUUUAUUUUCAUUUUUUUCCUCUCCACCUUCACCCAGUGAUUUCAAGCUCUUAAAAAAAUGAUUUGUUAUUUUUAUUUAUAUGUUACACUAUUUUUUUCUUAUCCAAAUCAGAGGUUCAGGCCACCAAUAAAAGCUGUCUCUCAGGUUUGUGCCUCGAGAGACUCCAGAGCCAAAGCUCAUUUUCUAAGGUAUAAGAGAAAGUUGUCACAGAGGAUUUCACUGCUCCUUCCCACCGCCCCAAUUGCAUCCUACUUUCCGGUUGUAUCAGGAAUUCUGUUCACCUGAAGACUUUAAAGUUGUCAUUUUCACUCACUACUUCCUUUAACUAAACUAGGAUCCAUUAUUCCACCCAAAUACUUCAUAUGGAAAACUAAAAAUAUACUUUAGUUUGUGACAUUAUAGAAGAGAGGUGUCCCCCCCCUCCAAAAGUUAAAAUGACAUAUGAUUAAAAUACAGAAACACAAUCUUUACAUGUUCUAAAAGAGAAGGAAGAGAAAAUACGCUUCUCAUAAAAGAGGGAUU
Sus scrofa (pig) is the source of this 1422-nucleotide messenger RNA. The record is from RefSeq and is a predicted model, not a curated record. Lineage: Eukaryota; Metazoa; Chordata; Mammalia; Artiodactyla; Suidae.